AUGAAACGGAAGGAGGAUGAAAAUAUGCUUGAUCAUAUAGAACAGGCAAGAAGUGAGGUUAAAGAGCAUGAUUUGGUGAAAACAGAACUUUUAAGCAUAAUAACUGCUGAAAUGAAAGAAGUAAUUGGGGAUAUAAAGAGGUUUAUGAUGACAAAUAUUGAGUUUAUUAACAAAAAUUUAGAAUUAAUUAAAGAAUUAGAAAAAGAAUGUAUCGACGAAGUAAACAGAGUUAAAAACAUGGAAAAUCUACUAGAAAAGUUAUCAAAACUAAAAGUCCAGGACAGGAAGGCGAUUAAAUUUUAUAGUUGUCAAACUUUAGGUCAUUAUGUAAGUGAAUGUCAAAACCGAAGAAAAAAAUAUGGAAAAACAACAAAGCACCAAUGA
Molecule: messenger RNA, 384 nt
Organism: Vairimorpha ceranae
Lineage: Eukaryota; Fungi; Microsporidia; Nosematidae
Exons: 1
Coding region: 1-384 (127 amino acids)
Source: RefSeq, a predicted model, not a curated record